UGUAAAUCGACAUUAUUGCCCAUCCUAAACCCACGCAAGACCGACACUCCGCGACCGUCCAGAUCGGCAUCAAGAAUUUUACCGAUGGCACGUUUUGGGCGUACUAGACGAGCGAUCUUCGUCUCCAAGCAAGCGGUUGGCAACGAAGCAGCGAUUGAUACAGAUAUCUACAGUAUUCCGGGAUUCAAGAUGACGACAGUGACGCAGCAUGCAUACAAUCAAUGCGCGGUGGACAAAGGCGAUUGAUGUAAGACUGGUUGUGUGUGAAGUACACCAUCACACCAUACCUCCUAUUGAAUCGUUCCCAAGCAGUCUGUACAGAAGCUUACGCAGUACCCGCACUCCAAAUAUCCUAUCCCUAUGGUGACAUUCCUCGCCCCUCCUUCGCUUACCCCUCCAUCGUCAUAGGUAGCGGAUCGUCUCUUUCCAUUGCCAUAUGCUGUGUUGCUUGUGGUUGUUAGAUCCC
Molecule: messenger RNA, 466 nt
Organism: Dacryopinax primogenitus
Lineage: Eukaryota; Fungi; Basidiomycota; Dacrymycetes; Dacrymycetales; Dacrymycetaceae
Exons: 3
Coding region: 85-246 (53 amino acids)
Source: RefSeq, a predicted model, not a curated record